CCUCGGCCCCUCCCGGCCGUUAUCCGCGGCGCCCGCCAUCUUGAGCCAUGGCAGCUCCGCCGGCGCCCGCCCGCUCCCAAGAUGGCCGCUCGCCCUUCACCGAGCACUUCCGCCCCCGUUGAGGCCCCGGCGCGGCGGCGGCGAGCGCGGAGGCCUCCGGCGCGGCCCUGCCCUGCGCUCCGCGGCGCGGCCGGCGCCGCCGCUCCCCUUCCCCCCGCUCAGGAGGCCUCGCGGCGCGGGGCGGCCGGCGCAUCAUGGCGCUGCUCCGGCUUCUGCCGCUCCGAGGCCGCUGCUGCUGCUGGCGGCGGCCCGGCGCGGCCUGGGCCUGGGCCCGAGCCCGCCCGCGGCCCGGCGGCGGCGGCGGCGGCCCCGACGGCGCGGGAGGCCUCCUGCAGAGCCUUCUGUCACAAACGCUUUCCCCCACAUUUCAAGGUCUCAGUGGAGUCCUAGUGAAACAACACAUAAUUCGAGAUCCAGUCAGGCUUUGGAAACUCUUAGGUGGCACUUACUAUUUUACUGCUUCAGGAUCUCAGGGGAGUAACCAUAAGAAUGGAGGAUUCAAAAAGAAAACUCCAAAGGAGGAUGAGGAGGAUGAAAAACGCAGGAAACGGGAAAAUCAGAUGCAUCUUGACCGCUUGCGGGCACUCCUCAUUUUAACUUUCAUACUGCUGAUGUUUCGAUUCACGGUCAGUGAGAACAGAGAAGGGACCAACAUUUCCUGGAAUUACUUUGUGAAUGAGAUGCUGGCAAAGGGGGAGGUCCAGAGAAUUGAAGUGGUUCCAGAGAGUGAUAUUGUGGAAGUUUAUCUACACCCAGGAGGAACUCCGCACGGACAAGUUAACGUUACCCUGCUGUACACGAUGCGGGUGGCAAACAUUGACAAGUUUGAAGAGAAGCUGAGAGCUGCGGAGGAUGAGCUGAAUAUUGAUGAGAAAGAGAGACUCCCCGUUUCCUACAAACACCCUGGCUUUUAUGGAAAUGACGUGAUUUCCCUGAUAGUGACACUUGUGGCUGUGUCUAUGUUGUGGAGCAUCUUUCGCCUUAUCAGGGUGGCAAGCCGGGUAGGAGGAUUCAAUGCCUUUAACCAGCUGAAAAUGGCUCGUUUCACUGUUGUGGAUGGGAAGUCUGGAAAAGGGAUUGGUUUCAAGGACGUAGCAGGAAUGCACGAGGCCAAAAUGGAAGUCAAAGAAUUUGUGGAUUAUUUAAAGAGUCCGGAUCGCUACCUUCAGCUUGGGGCUAAAGUUCCCAAAGGUGCCUUGUUACUUGGACCACCAGGCUGCGGGAAGACCUUGCUGGCGAAGGCAGUGGCUACAGAAGCGCAAGUGCCAUUUUUGGCCAUGGCGGGCUCUGAGUUUGUGGAGGUGAUAGGAGGUCUUGGAGCUGCCCGCGUUCGGAGCCUCUUCAGAGAAGCCCAGGCUCGGGCCCCCUGCAUCGUGUACAUCGACGAAAUCGACGCCGUGGGCAAGAAGCGCUCAACCAAUAUAUCUGGUUUUGCCAAUGCUGAGGAGGAGCAGACCUUAAACCAGCUGCUGGUGGAAAUGGAUGGAAUGGGGACCACAGAUCACGUCAUAGUGCUGGCUUCUACCAACCGUGCCGAUGUCUUGGAUAAUGCUUUGAUGAGACCUGGGAGGCUUGACAGGCACAUCUUUAUUGAUCUUCCAACGCUGCAGGAGAGAAGAGAGAUCUUUGAGCAGCACCUGAAGGGUCUCAAGCUGAUCCAAGAUGGCAGCUUCUACUCACAGCACCUUGCUGAGCUGACUCCGGGCUUCAGUGGAGCUGACAUAGCAAAUAUAUGUAACGAAGCUGCUCUUCAUGCUGCCAGAGAGGGUCACAAAUCCAUCGAUACUUUCAACUUUGAGUAUGCUGUGGAAAGAGUCAUUGCAGGCACUGCCAAAAGAAGCAAGAUCCUGUCACCAGAAGAAAGAAAGGUGGUGGCAUUUCAUGAAUCGGGCCAUGCAUUGGUUGGCUGGUUGCUGGAGCACACUGAGGCUGUGAUGAAGGUUUCCAUAGCCCCUCGAACGAAUGCAGCUCUGGGAUUUGCUCAGAUCCUUCCAAGGGAGCAGUACCUCUUCACCAAGGAACAGCUGCUGGAGAGGAUGUGUAUGGCUCUCGGAGGGAGAGUGUCUGAGGCCAUCACCUUUAACAAAGUCACUACAGGAGCACAGGAUGACCUGAAGAAGGUGACCAAGAUAGCCUACUCCAUGGUGAAGCAGUAUGGGAUGGUGCCCAGCAUCGGGCAGCUCUCCUUCCCGGACUUGGAGAGUGUGGCUGGAAUCGGUCGGCGCCCUUUCAGCCAGGGACUUCAGCAAAUGAUGGAUCACGAAGCAAAGGUGCUGGUGGCUCAGGCUUACAGACGCACAGAGAAACUCUUAUUGGAAAACCGGGACAAGCUGCAAACACUGUCUAACGCCCUCCUGGAGAAAGAAGUGAUAAAUUACGAUGACAUUGAAGCUUUGAUUGGGCCUCCACCGUAUGGGCCAAAGAAAAUGAUAGCUCCCCAGAGCUGGCUUCAAGCGGAGAGAGACAAGCAAGACACAAGAGAUGAAGAGAUGCCCCAGCAGCCACCAAACCACGAAGAGGAGGAAGAACCACGUCUGAGACCAGUAUGAAGCCCACCCCUGAUGUGGAAUGGGAGGACUCUAAGGGCUUCUUCCAAACACAGACCCUUUCCCUUCUCAGCUUCGUAAUCAAAGAUACUGAGCAGGGAAUAUCUGUGCUGCUGUUACCCCAAAAUUAAGGGAUGGUGAUGUCAGCUCCUGUAACGAGCUGUUCCAUGUGGGAAGGAGAACUUAGGAUUUUGAAACUGAUUCUCUACAGGAUAGUGGUGAUUAGGAGCUGGGUAAGUCUAAUCUGCUGGAAAGACUUCUUGUGCAGAAGAGCAGCGUAGAUGUUCUUAGGCUGAAAGAUCCUGUGGAGUCCUCGUAAGCCACCUCUAGCUGUGCCCAUGUUGUGUAGCAGGAGCGCACUGCCGUUCCCUUCAGUGCCAGAAUGGUCAGUGUAGCGAAGUCCCUUUGUGAGACUUGGAGCCAGCUGAGGUGCUGUAGUUAUGUGACUCCACUGUAACCUUUGAUCUUCUCUGCUGCUGAACAUAAAAUAUAAACUGAAAAAAAAGAGACUUCACUAGAAUAAAUUGUCCCUACUGUG
This is a messenger RNA of Dromaius novaehollandiae (emu), 3144 nucleotides long. RefSeq names its product SPG7 matrix AAA peptidase subunit, paraplegin (gene SPG7). Lineage: Eukaryota; Metazoa; Chordata; Aves; Casuariiformes; Dromaiidae. Gene Ontology annotation, molecular function: ATP-dependent peptidase activity; ATP binding; metalloendopeptidase activity. The record is from RefSeq and is a predicted model, not a curated record. Gene Ontology annotation, biological process: mitochondrial protein processing. Bases 255 to 2609 code for a protein of 784 amino acids. Gene Ontology annotation, cellular component: membrane; m-AAA complex. The transcript is spliced from 17 exons.